AUGACCUUCGGAGGUGACGGCCCAUGGGCGGUCUCCGUUAUGUGGAUAGUCACAGCUUUGACUUUCGUCUUUGUGCUACUUCGCAUCUACACCAGAGCCUAUGUGGUGGAAAGCUACGGUCUCGAUGACCACGUCUACAACUUCGCCUUUGUCCUCCUACUAUACUACACCAUUAUGACGACUAUUGCGGCCCAGCACGGCUUCGACCAGAAUAUGUUCGAUAUAGUAGACGUCGAAGACCUCGUUAAAGCUAUUUUGUUCGAAGCUAUCGGCUAA
Molecule: messenger RNA, 276 nt
Organism: Podospora bellae-mahoneyi
Lineage: Eukaryota; Fungi; Ascomycota; Sordariomycetes; Sordariales; Podosporaceae
Exons: 2
Coding region: 1-276 (91 amino acids)
Source: RefSeq, a predicted model, not a curated record